This is a messenger RNA of Cuscuta epithymum, 1926 nucleotides long. The record is from the annotation of a GenBank genome assembly. Lineage: Eukaryota; Viridiplantae; Streptophyta; Magnoliopsida; Solanales; Convolvulaceae.
UUUUUUUUUUAAUAGAAAAUCAGGAGGAACAAUGUGAGUGCCUGUGUGAGAUAUCUACCUCCAAACCUGAAUUCCCAGUGAGGAACAAUGGCAGACAUUCCUCAUUACUUGAAUCCCCCCACAGAUUGGUGGUACAAAGAUUUCAGGUUUAUCAGGGAUUGGUUCUGGUCCAUGGAAAACUGUCUUCCAGACAGACCUUUACCCGACAGUAUAAACUUUGUCGAAGAAGACCUCUUCCCAAACAGGUUGAAGAAUAUAUACGAGAUCGUUCCCGAUUCGCUCACCACGGAGUAUGGGCCGGACCGUGAAUAUUUCAUGUAUUCUCUUUGGGGCAGGAAAUACGCCGACGAGGCAAGGAUAGAAAGCGCGGAUGGAUCAGGGGUGUGGGAGCGAGUACAACAGCCGGAGGAAGGCAUGGUCGAAGCAGAAGGUUGCAUUAUUGGAGUCAGUAAGACUUUCAAAUACUACAGCAAUGGACAUGAAACUAGCUUCAUGAUGGACGUAUUCAGACCAUUUGAUCCCCAUCAAAGGUUGGGCGAUUGGGUUUUGUGCAAGGUAUACCUUUCAGACUGCUCGCCCAACUACCAGCAUCCACAAGCCGAACAAAGUGCUCCUGAAUUCGAUGCCAGAGAAGUAGCAUCUCCUAGACCAGAACAUAAUGCUGGGAGGAAGAGGGGGAGGGAGGAGGAAGAAGAAGAUUGAAUGGGCAUGCACAUAUGGAAAUCUGUCCAUUGGAGAACAUUCUACUAAACUACAAUCUCUGUGCACAGCAUGAUAUAAUGCUUCGUUACAGUAUAUUUUUCUUUGAAUGAUCCACAAUCUCAAUCACCCUAUGCUUUGCAGUAGGAUUAGCGAUUAGGCUUUCCAAUAAUACCUUGUACUCCUUGCUCUUGCUUGGCAAAUUUUCAAGUAUACUAUGAGCCCGUUUGGUAGCACCAAAAUCGGCUGUUUUGGCUGAUUCUGCUGAAAUUUAUGAUAUUCUGGCUGGAGUGGCUGUUUUGGCUGAUUCUGCUGAUUUAAGAAAAAAAUAUUUUAAAAAUAUAUUUUAUUAAUAAAUUAAAGAAAAAAUUAUAUGUAAAAAUAGCUAAAAUGGUCCUCUACAGUAACUUCAGCCAAUACAGCCAGAAAAGUAACUUCAACCUUACUUUUUCGGCUUAUUACACAAUUCAGCGCGCGAAAGUAAAAGUUACGUGUUUGGUGAAAAAGCUGGCUGAUAAGCCUGAUAAGCCGAAAACAGAGUUCUCCAAACGGGCUCUAUAUGCUAAUGCUUUUGAAUUUCUGUCCCCUGGAUUACAUGUUAAGAAUUUGUUGAGUUCCAUUAAUUGUCUUAUGGUUGUAUAAUAACAACCUCAAAAUACAUCUACAAAUGCUGUUAAAGCGUGGGGCUCCAUGAGGUUGACAAGCAUUUUUCACUUCAUCAGCAUUGCGUGCAUACAGUUCAAACCAAUGGUUUUUUUUACCUUUUUUUCUGCUUACUGGGGUCUAAACAACUUGAUAUUUUCUGUGUUUGCUGGGUUAAUUCCAUUCUACACUGUAAUUUUAUUUCAUUUGGAAAGAUUAUGUUUGAUUCAGUUCUAUAGAAUGUAUUUGUUGUACUCAUCCGUUUUUUGUUUGCUUCUUGUUUGGUAAGGUAUUUUAUAAUGGUAGUUCAUCAAGCAGCAAUCUGUGUGGUGUUACAGCCUUACAGGAUGCACAACAUAUUGCGGGAAGAGCAUUUUGACCCACAUAUGUACGUAGUAUAGGCUAAACUAACACAAAAAAUGUACUAGUUUUGCCUAUUUUACUUAUAAAUAAAUGUUACAGAUGAGGUAUUGUUAUCUGAUUUGACAUAAGAUCCGGGCGCCUGCAUUGUUUUAAUUGGUUGUGUGAUCUAUUUUGCCAUCAGUGACCGUGUGGCCGUGUGGGUAUAUAAUUAUACUGGGAUCA